This is a messenger RNA of Malassezia globosa CBS 7966, 2085 nucleotides long. RefSeq lists its product as uncharacterized. The record is from RefSeq and is a predicted model, not a curated record. NCBI's taxonomy places the organism in Eukaryota, Fungi, Basidiomycota, Malasseziomycetes, Malasseziales, Malasseziaceae. Bases 1 to 2085 code for a protein of 694 amino acids. The transcript has a single exon.
AUGGGAUUAGGGUAUGAGCGGCGUCCCACGACACCAUCACGGCCCAUGUCCUCGCAGCAGCAGCAGCAGUGGAAGCAGGGCGAACAAUUGGAUAUGAAGCUGCCGCCUUCGUCGCUCCCUCGCUCCUCUGGUUUCGAUAGUCUCCAGGAUUUAUUAGAGCGUGAAGGUUACAAAGAAACUCGAAUCGUCACACCAAAGAUACCCCAUGUGAUUACUAUUGAUGACGCGGAUGAUAUGGGCCUUGUUGCUGAAGAUAAACCCAAGCACGCUCGAUCAUCGCUUAAACCAUUACAUGAGUCUGCAACGAAUGUGAAUCUGCAGCGGUCACCCGACAAACGUCAAGAUAUCGAGCGAUGGAUGCAAGGGAUCAUGUCAUCCAAUCAAGAAUCCGUCUCGAAAUCUCAGACCAAAAAAACUAAAACAAAGCCAAGCAAAACCAGCGAUAUGCAUGUAUUGCGUACGUCGCAGAGUGAUCAUGCGUUAAAACGACGUCCACUGCGCCGGAAAAGCUCGAUUUGGGAUGCGAGUGUCGCGUACCGCCAUUCAAGCAACACCGGAGCAGACACACCACCCGUUCCGAAGCUCCCUCUCGGACCAUCGGUCUACCCGUAUCCGCCAGUGCCGCCAGUUCCAGCGAUUCCAUCUCAGUUCAAGAAGACAGCACCCGCAACAGAGGUCUCCGCGGCUGCUACUGUUCCAUCAUCCCAGCUCACUGUCGAUGCUACGCCGGCUCUAGGAUUUCUAUCGUCUCCUGCAAAGCCUGUUCUGUCGCGGAAAGAUGCGGUUGUACAGGUGUAUGAUACAGAUUCUAUGGUGCUUCCUCGGGGAUUACGGCGUUCUAAAAGUGAAGAUCUUUUACACAAAGCUCUCAAGUCACGCCGCAUGCAGCGUGCUGACUCCUUCCCGGUUUGCAACUGUGGACGCGACGGAACUAAGGUGCCAAUUGAACCUCGUUGGCACACACAAGUGUGCCCGGUCCGCCUGCGUUGGGAAGCGACGAUGCCGGGGCCUGUGCCGCCACCACCGCCGCAGCUUUUUGUAUCGACGCCUAACGGUAUCAGUACUCCGAAGCACUUGGACCUGAAGGGCACUGAAUAUGAUCCUCUAGAUACGCCGAGUGGAUUUGCUCAAUAUUUCCCUUUUUCACGUCCUGGAUUCCAUCUCGCAAAACGCGCCACGCUCGCCGGUCUCCAUGGCCUGUUCAAGAGUCAUGAGAAAAUGUCGCAAGACAUUUCCGCUUUAAGACGGCCUGUACCCACAUCUCAGGCACCUCAGCCACCGUCUAUCCAGCGUCGCUCGUCAAAACAUCGCCUGUCACGCUGCAAGUCUCUUCCUCAGUUGUCUCCGAGCUCGGCCAAACAGACCCAUGUAACUGAUGCGUCACUUGCUCGGGGCGAUGGGGAGCCAGUGGCCCUUACUGGCUCCCGGCGAAUCCAUGAACUACAUCAACACGUACAGGACCGUAUGAAACAGGAUGACUCUACGUCUGCAUGCGAGUCUGCAUUUUCCACAAUUCAAAGUAAUGAUGUCGGAACGGAGGCCAGUUCAGCCACAAUCAAUGCUAAUGGGAUCGAUGUGAUCGAUCCAGAUGCAGAGAUGAGUGGCAAAAGCCCUAGUGCAUGCACAAGUGAAAGUCCAUCUUUACGGCGGGCCCGAUCACGUACACAUCUGAAUCGAAGAAUAAAUUCAACAACUCAUUCUUGUGUUCUUCCCGUAUUAUCAGACUCAUUGACAAACGAAGGUCCUGCUUCGGGACUUCCUGCGUUAAAUGAUAUACCAAAUGUGCAUGGACCAUCAAGCGUGCCCCUAGGAGUAAAUCAACAAGCGCCGGAGUCCCUUGAUGAAUCGAAUCCCAUGUCUUAUGUUUCCCCUGUGACGACAACUGCACCGGUUGAUAUGCUCAAAAUGCAGCCGCAACGGUUGGUGCGCCGUUCCAGUAAAAUGCGGCCUCCGUCGGAAAACAAGCGUUCAGAUCCAUCUAUACAUCAUGCAUUGCACAGUGUCGCUGGCUCCUCGACUCUCUCAGACAAGCACCGUCGUCCGAUGCGCCCCGUCCCAUCUCACACUAAAAAUGUCUUUACAUGA